Messenger RNA from Spinacia oleracea (spinach), 1341 nucleotides. Its product is annotated as peroxidase 16. The transcript has 3 exons. Lineage: Eukaryota; Viridiplantae; Streptophyta; Magnoliopsida; Caryophyllales; Amaranthaceae. Bases 70 to 1080 code for a protein of 336 amino acids. The record is from RefSeq and is a predicted model, not a curated record. Gene Ontology annotation, molecular function: peroxidase activity; heme binding. Gene Ontology annotation, biological process: hydrogen peroxide catabolic process; response to oxidative stress.
AUGCUUUAAUCAAAGUGUACACAAUUAAACUUGUUGUCUUGUUUAUAUAAUUAGCGACCUUUAAACAAUAUGUUUACAAGAGAGAAACCAGCAGGAAUGAAAAUGGAAGAAAGGAAAAUAAUCUGCUCAGUUUUGGUGAUCAUUAUGAUUGCUAUUAAGGGAGGAGAAGCUCAACUUUCCGAAAAUUUCUACACAACUUCUUGCCCUCGUCUCCAAAAUAUAGUCAAACAGGCUGUUACUAAGAAAUACGGUCAGACUUUUGUAACAGCUCAGGCUACUCUUCGUUUGUUUUUCCAUGACUGCUUUGUUCAGGGAUGUGAUGCUUCAGUCAUGAUAUUCUCACCAAACGGCGGUGCUGAGAAGGAUUCACCGGAUGAUCUGUCGUUAGCAGGAGACGGAUUUGACACGAUUAUAAAGGCGAAGCAAGCAGUUGAAGCUGUUUGUCCUGGUGUAGUCUCUUGUGCUGACAUAUUGGCUCUUGCCACCAGAGAUGUUAUAGGCCUGACUGGAGGCCCUUCAUUCAGUGUAGAACUUGGACGUCGAGAUGGGUUGAGGUCUAAAGCUUCAGAUGUCUCGGGAAAUCUACCAGAACCAGAAUUCAAGUUAAACCAGCUACUUAACAUGUUUGCAAAGCAUGGUCUAACACAAACUGAUCUAGUCGCGUUGUCAGGAGCUCAUACCUUAGGUGCAGCACAUUGCUCCAAAUUUUCAAAACGUAUCUAUAAUUUCUCUCCAUCUAACCCAAUUGAUCCUACCAUGAAUCCUAUAUAUGCCCUACAGUUGAAGCAACAAUGCCCGCCAAAUGUAAACCCAAACAUUGUUGUCAACAUGGACUCUUUAACCCCAAGGACAUUCGACAAUUUGUAUUAUCAGGACUUAAUUGCAGGAAGGGGGAUGUUUACCUCAGAUCAAGAUCUUUUUACUAACCCUGCUUCUAGACCAACUGUUAUUGAUUUUGCCAAUAAUCCUGGCAACUUUAACUCAGCUUUCAUAACUGCCAUGAGAAAGCUUGGUAGAGUUGGGGUUAAAACUGGUAAUCAGGGUGAAAUCAGGAGGAACUGUGCAGCCUUCAACUCAUGAAACCUGAAGAACAAUUUGUCUUAAUUAGAUCAUAAAGGCUGCAACAUAUACAUAUACAUAUUCAUUAUUUAUUAUUUUGGCACUAUAAGUUUAUCUGCUAAUAAAUUUUAGAUACAACAACAAUAGGCAAGUGUUGAGUGUCUGAAACUACUAGGUAGCGUGCUUCAUUCUGAUCCUAUUUUCGGAAAACACGUCUGCAUCAUAAACUGUACGAAAUGAGUAAAUGACAGUUACGUCGUGUAUGCCUUUGCUCUUGCAUAA